UUGUGUUUCCAAGCCUGGAUUAGAGUCACAGAGCAGGCUGAUAGAUCAGCAAACCUGAGAAUCUCCAUGCUGUGCUGCAGAAUGUCAGGUGACUGUUGGAUGGGUGCCCAGCAGCAUCUGAAGGAACAGUAGGGGUGCAGGUCUGAGCAGGGUUUAUUCAUCCCACGUUUCACUGCACCUGUAAUGCUUAGUGACAGCACACAUGUCCUCCAUUUGCUGUACUUGACAUUCUUUACUUCAUGUUUUCCAAUCCCACCUUCCCUUCCAUGUUGCUUCAGUUGAAAAUAUCCCCAAGGUCUCAAGUAACCAUAUGAGUCUCGCUUGACAGCGGGACUGUGAGUACACUGCCUGGUCUAUUAGUGUUUGUGUGUGUGUAGUGCUGUUUCCCUUGUCCGUAACUUGCAACACCAUCAUUCAGAUCCAGGUGUACUGUGUCUUCCUGCUGUCUCAGCAGCCUCUUGCUGGUUGCCUUUUCCUGGGCCUCUAGUGCAUUUGAAAUGGCCCCAUUAGCAUGGCACGUUUCUUCCCUCAGACGCACCUGAAUAAUUUGCUAGUCUGACUUUAAAUUACUUUUUCCGCAUUCCUGUUGUACUGCUGUGGUCAUGUUGUGCUGUUGGUCUAUUUGGCUGCACAUGCUACUAUAGAUACCCUGUCCCUGUGAUAAGAUGGUGAGGGACACACAAGUGACAUUGCCAGAGUACAGGAGCUGCAGGUCAGACCUCCUCAUGAUGCCCGCCCACUUUUAGUAAACUAAAAAAAAAGACCUUUUCUUCAGGGUAAAUGGAAAUUAUUGCAACACUAGUCAGCAUUAGGCUUCUCAAGACUGGUGGAGUAUAUGGAUAAUGCCCCAGUAAAGCUUUGAGCGCAGUUGUUUCUCCAUCAAGCAUCCAGCCACCACGACUACCCUACCUCUCUUUAACAUGGACCGCAUCACGAUUUGCUGCCGUUGCUCCCAUCUGUUGGACCCGUACCGAGAUGCGGCAUGUCCCGCCCCCAUGGCCAGCCAUGGCUUUGAACCUAACAGGCUUGGCCAGCGAGGCGUUCGCAGGCCAUGCUGUUGUGAAGCAUGAAUGCACUCAAGGCACUGAGGAUAAAACCAGGAACAUUGAUGGCUGGAUCUCGAGAUCAAAUGGUCUUCUAAAGAAGCCAUGGGUAGCUGUUGUAGCUGUCCAGAUAAAGAAUCAAUCCCAGAUAACCAUCAAACCAAGUUUAAGGUGAUCAACGUGGAUGACGAUGGGAAUGAGCUGGGCUCGGGCAUCAUGGAGCUGACGGAGGAGGAGCUCAUCCUGCACACGCACAAGCGCCAUGCCGUCCGCUGGCCCUACCUAUGCCUGCGUCGAUAUGGUUAUGACUCCAACCUCUUCUCCUUCGAAAGUGGCCGGCGUUGCCAGACCGGGCAAGGCAUCUUUGCCUUCAAGUGCGCCCGAGCAGAGGAAAUCUUCAACAUGCUGCAGGACGUCAUGCACAACAACAGCAUCAGCGUGGUGGAGGAGCCCGUGCUGGAGGCCAACCACAGCCACGUGGAGCCGGACCUUCCUCGCACGCCACGCACACCCACCACUCCAGGCUACACCGGCCCAGCACUGCCCAAUGGUGUUCCCCAUCCUCGCUACCCCUCGUUUGGGGAAGGCUCCUCGCGCCCCUCCAGCCGACACCCGUCAGUGGGCAGUGCCCGCCUGCCGUCAGUAGGUGAGGAGUCCACACACCCUCUACUGGUGGCCGAUGAGCCGAUUCACACCUAUGUGAACACAUCUGGUGUCCAGGACGAACGUAGUGCCCACAAGAGCAGCCAGGGCCCCACGGAGCCACGGCUCUCCCUCACAGAGAGCAUGGCCCCCCCAGAGGAACCAGAGCCACGGGUGCUGCUGGAGCCAGAGGGGGUCAAGUUUGUGCUGGGCCCCACCCCUGUGCAGAAGCAGCUCAUGGCCAAGCAGCAGCAGCGGGUGGCAGGUGACGGGGAGCAGAAGGGUGGGGAGCCGGCACCACCAGUGCCGCCACCACCCCUUGGAGGAAUCAACGGCGGUGUGGUCCCCGGAAACCCCGUCGACUGUGACACGGGUUAUGACAGCGACGAACGGAAGGAGACCCCGCCGGUGGCUAAGCCAGCCUACGAGCACUUCAACGGCACUGCCUCUGGCCCCGCCCCCCGCCGCAGCCGGCCGCCCAUGCCCCUCCCGGAUGCGCAGAACGUCAACAACUCGGCACAGCGGAGGACGGCACUGCUCAACUAUGAGAACCUGCCUGCGCUGCCCCCUGUGUGGGAGGCGCCCAAGCCCAGCUCAGAGGGUGAGGAGGAUGAGGAGGAAGAAGAGGAGGCCUUCGCACCAAAGACGCCGUCCCUCAACGGCUACCACCAGCAUUCCAGCCUGGACCCAAUGCACAACUAUGUGAACACAGAGAAUGUAACAGUCCCGCUCAGCGCCCACAAGCUGGACUCGGGUCGCCAGCGGGACAGCUCCGCCCCCACCGUGUUCAACUUUGACCUCCGGCGACCCGGGCCUGAGGCGCCGCGGCAGCUCAACUACAUUGAGGUGGAGAUGGAGAGGGGCUCGGACUCAAGCAACCCCCAGACCCCCAAGACCCCCACCACGCCCCUCCCACAGACCCCCACCCGCCGGACAGAGCUGUACGCGGUCAUCGACAUUGAGCGUACGGCCGCCAUGUCCAUCCUGCAGAAAGCACUGCCCCGCGACGAUGGCACUGCCAGGAAGACGCGGCACAAUAGUACUGACUUGCCCAUGUGAGCCUAAGGAAGCGCACUGUGUAACACUGCACCUUCAUCCUCUGUCCGUACGAUCGGAGUGAACCUUCUAAAGGCACAAGGGCUUCGUUACAGUUAGCGGUUUUCUGUGUUUUUUUUUUUUUUUUUUUAACUUGUCUUCAGACAAACAAAACACCCCUCACAGGCAACAGCCAGGUUUAGUGAGUUGUCAAUUUCUUACUUGUACUUAUCUGAAAGGUAGUUAAGCCAGAGCAGGUACAUGAUGUGUACGUCCUCCCUCUCACCCCACAAAAAAUUUUGCUGCCACUUCUUAUUAAAUAUGGUCAUUUCCCACUCCUCGUAUUCACUAAGAAACAUUCCUUGUCCGUUUCCCUGCGGUACGAAUCGGUGAUUGCUGAUGAGUCAUUCCAAGUGUGAAUUUCGAUACCUGGAAAUCGCAUGUACACUACAGUCACUUUGCCACUACAUUAAAUAUGCCUUUUAUUAUUUAACAAUUAAAAGCUCUGUUAGAGCGCAGUCUGGUUGUACUUAAAGUACCUUAGUACCUUUUUGUCAAUUUGCAUGUAAGCUGAACACACGUGCUUUAAGUUGUUUGAAUUGACUUGUUGCUUUUCCAUAAGUACGAAGUGAUUUUUAUUCUUCCAGAAUCUAUCUGCAGGUCGAUGGAUGUUGUCAUGGUACGGUCAAGUGUCCUUAAGGCGAACGCAGAAAUGAUAAACAAAGCUGUAUACCACGAAAAAGUGUUCCUUUGUCAUAAGGAGUCCAGCUUUCUGCCAUUUACCUUUUCUCAUUGUAUUAUAUUGUAAAAUUUAUAUGUUCUAACUUGCAUUAUAAAAUAGUUUUUUCUACCUACCUUAAUGCUUAAAUAUAGGAAUUGUAUAAAAGUAGUUUAAUAGAUUUGUUUAUUAAACCAAUAAAAUUGUAGUGGAAGAAAAUGAAAUCCCCCUUGCCAAACUUUUUCCUGGAUUUUUUUUUUUUUUUUUUUUAAGUUGAACCUAAGGGUUAAUUACUGAUGUAAACAUUCCUUUUUUAUUAUUUUUUAUUUUGGGUAUUCUACUUAAAAUUAUAAAACACUAUGCAGCAAAAAGCUCACAGCUGUGCCAUGUGCCACAAUGUAUGGACAUUUUAUUGAAAUUUAUAUUGAUAUUUGCAUUUUUCAGGUAUGAAUUAGUUUACCAAAAUGUUUGUAUUUUUAAGACAGGAAAAAAAACAUACUGUGUAUUUUGUGAUAUCUGCAUUUUCUCAUAUGCCAUCAUUGCCAACACAUUUUUGUAGCAUGGCAACAAUAAAAACAAGAAAAACUUGUA
This is a messenger RNA of Paramormyrops kingsleyae, 4029 nucleotides long. Lineage: Eukaryota; Metazoa; Chordata; Actinopteri; Osteoglossiformes; Mormyridae. The record is from RefSeq and is a predicted model, not a curated record.